AUGUCGGACAAGUCGGAGAGCAAGGAUUUCUUGUCACAGUUGCCAGAGGAGGUUGCUUAUCGCAUCAUCACCCAUUUGACACCGCGUGAUUUGAUGACUUGUGCUCGUGUUUCGCGGACGUGGCAGCGAAUUUGUGAAGAUGAUCGAACGUGGCGGCGGAAAUGUUUGGAGAAAGGAUAUGUGAAACUUGAUGCGCCAAGUCUUGUAUCUGGAUCGUGCGAUGGAAUGCUCCGAGUCUGGGACAUUGUCGACGGGAAAUGCCUUCACAUUUUGACUGGCCACUUGGUGGAGGUUUGCUGUGUGCAAUUUGAUGGAAUUCGGGUUGUGUCUGGUGCCGAUGAUUGUACUGUAAAGGUUUGGAGUGUGCAGACGGGGGAGUGUUUGCACACGCUGACGGAUCAGACGGAGCCAGUCUAUUCACUUUUGUUUGAGCCUGAGCGUGAUCUUGUCGUCUCGGGAAGUGAUACGAGUCGCGUCUGGGAUGUGCGAAGAGGAACAUGCAUCGCGACUCUUCGCACUCAUAGGAUUUACGGCUCUGACAUGCAACUUCGCGGAAACAGUUUGGUCGCUUGCUAUACCGACCGGGAGGUUGGGGUUUGGGACAUUCGUGACGGUGGUUCGUUCAUUCCUCGCCUGCAAGACGGUCGU
Messenger RNA from Mesorhabditis belari, 648 nucleotides. The record is from the annotation of a GenBank genome assembly. Lineage: Eukaryota; Metazoa; Nematoda; Chromadorea; Rhabditida; Rhabditidae.